AUGGGACCACUGCCAAAGGUACGGUUGACACCAUUCGUUCGGCCGUUUACUUACGUCGGCGUCGAUUACAUGGGACCUUUCGAAGUCAAAGUCGGACGCAGCGUGGUGAAGAGGUGGAUUUGCCUGUUCACCUGUCUCACAGUGAGGGCGGUUGACCUGGAGCUGGUACACAGCCUUUCAACGACUUCCUGCGUGGUGGCCUUCAGGAGAUUAGUGGCCCGGUGGGGCGCACCGUUGGAAGUCUUUUCCGAUAACGGCACGAACUUUGUAGGAGCGAAUCGCCAGUUGUCUGAAGAGAAGCAGAAGAUCCAGGACAUCGUCGAGGACUGCGCUGCCACAUUCACCAACGCGAACACCCAGUGGCAUUUCAACGUUCCAGCGGCUCCGCACAUGGGAGGACCAUGGGAGCGUAUGGUCAACUCCGUAAAGGUAGCGAUGAAGGCAGUAUCGAAUAGUCCGCGUCAUCCAAGCGAUGAGGUGUUGGAAACGAUCAUGUUGGAGGCUGAAGCGAUCGUCAACUCGCGACCGCUGACCUACGUUCCCUUGAAGGCAGCAGACGAAGAGGCACUCACGCCAAACCACUUUCUGCUGUAUGGGUCAACCGGUAUCAAGCAACCAGCAACCGAACCUGUGAACGGUAAGAUCCUUCGAGACAGCUGGAAGCUUGCGCAGCACAUCGUGGACGAAUUCUGGCGCAGAUGGGUACGAGAAUAUCUCCCAAUGCUAACGAGGCGUACGGAAUGGUUCGAUGCAGUGAAGCCGCUGGAACCUGGCGAUCUAGUCGUGAUAGUCGACGAAAAUUCGAAGAAUCAUUGGGAGCGAGGACGUAUUUGUGAGACCUUUCCGGACAAAUCUGGGCAGGUGAGGCGUGCUACGGUACAGACAGCUAGAGGAGUGUUCGCUAGACCUGCGGUGAAGCUGGUGGUUCUGGACGUGGCGAGCAACGACAGGAGUACGGAAGCAGUCGCUUCGGAAACGGAAGUUGUUCACGGGUUGGGGGAUGUCGCCGAUACCCCUCGACGCGGCGAAUUGUGGGUGAACCAACUGACCGAACCCUCGCGAGCAAAACGCCAGUGCCGGGCGAAGCGAAUGACAGAUUGA
This is a messenger RNA of Ochlerotatus camptorhynchus, 1101 nucleotides long. RefSeq lists its product as uncharacterized. The record is from RefSeq and is a predicted model, not a curated record. Gene Ontology annotation, biological process: DNA integration. Bases 1 to 1101 code for a protein of 366 amino acids. The transcript has a single exon. Gene Ontology annotation, molecular function: nucleic acid binding. NCBI's taxonomy places the organism in Eukaryota, Metazoa, Arthropoda, Insecta, Diptera, Culicidae.